UUCAAAUUUGUGAGGGAAAGUGAGUCCGUGCGGAGCGAGAGCGCGUCCCACAAUGCACUCGCCGCUCAGCGGGAACCCAAAAUGGCGAGAGCGUGUGAGCCAAAUCAGUUGUUUACCAUAGUGUAAAACACUUAAUACAUUAGAUUCAUCUUGCACAAGCAGCACCACCUCGAUUUACAGCGGAGCUCCUGCUGACCGUUUAUGGUGUAGUUCUUUGUGUUUGUGAGGCAUUGUAACCCGGGAAAGUGGCCGAAUGAGAGACUUAGCAAGUGCAGAUAACCUGGCCGCCCAUCAAAAGUCAACUCCAAAUCACCAACACAAGUCACCAGUGCCCUUGUCACAAUUUCCCCUGAAAGAUGGGCUGACUGACACGGCCAGACUCGCCAGCAAGUUUGAAGAAGGGCAGGAUGUCCUGGCCCGAUGGUCAGAUGGCCUCUUUUACCUGGGAACUAUCUCCAAGAUAGAUAAACAUAAGCAUCGCUGCUUUGUGAUUUUUGAAGAUCAAUCUAAAUCUUGGGUUCUGUGGAAGGACAUUCAGACAGGGGACAGUGGAGGGGAAAUGCUCUGCUCUAUAUGCCAGAAUGAAAGCUCCGAGCCCCCCAAUGAAAUAGUUAUCUGUGACAAAUGUGGACAAGGAUACCAUCAGCUAUGCCACGCUCCCAUAAUCGACCCCAGUGUCAUUGCCUCUGAUGACAAAUGGCUGUGCAGACAGUGCGUAUUUGCUACAACAACAAAGAGAGGCGGUGCACUGAAGAAAGGGCCAAAUGCCAAAGCCCUACAGGAAAUGAAGCAGUCUCUGCCUUACGCCCUUGAAGAUUUAGUGUGGGACCAGGGCCACAAGACCAACAUCCAGCAAUGCUACUGCUACUGUGGAGGGCCUGGCGAAUGGUAUCUGAAGAUGUUGCAGUGUAAUAAGUGUAAGCAGUGGUUUCAUGAAGCCUGCAUCCAGUGUUUUCAGAAGCCUAUGCUCUUUGGAGACAGGUUCUAUCUAUUUAUUUGUUCCGUUUGUAAUAGUGGACCAGAGUACCUCAAACGUUUGCCUCUGAGAUGGGAAGAUGUUGCACACCUGAGCCUCUAUAACCUGAGUGUAAUUCAUAAAAAGAAAUACUUUGACUCAGAGCUUGAACUGAUGACUUACAUCAAUGAAAACUGGGACAGACUUCAGCUUGGCGAGGUUGCAGAUACACCAAGAGCAGAACGAUAUGAAUGCAUUCUGGAAGCACUUAACAGCAACCUAAACAUGUUUCAUGAGAUCAAAAUCAAAGGCAGGAAGGCCACCAAACCCCCUCAUUCAUCCAGCACUGUCACUAAUGGAGUGAAGAAAGGAAAGAGGAAGCAUCACACACACUCUUUAGAGACGUUGGCCAAACUGAGAAGAUCAAGUGAACUUUUGGCACAGAAUGAUGGGAAGUUUCCAACUCUAGACAACAACUCACUGGACCUGAUGGCUUCAAAAAGUGCUAAAAGUGAAAAAUCUUUGCCUUCAUCAAGUACCUCAGAUGUUGAAUCUGUUGGUGCCACCAGCACCAGUGAAACUACCUCAACCACCCUCUCAAGGCAGUCCAGUUUGGGCAGUCCGAGUGGACCACGCACUGGAUGCUUAUGGUCCACCAUCACGCAACCGCCAAUUAAGAGACGCCGGGGACGUCCACGACGAGCACUGCAGCCCCCAAAUCCAGAGAUUCCUCCACCCUGCAACCCAGAGCUGCAACCCAGCAACAAUGUCCCUGAGCCCAGCCCCCUCCCCUCUUGCCUCUACAGUGGCAUGGACAUCAUGCAGGGCCUGGACCCCAACACCCAGCUCAACAACCUCAAGAGUUCCAUCAGCACUUACUUCGGAGCUGCAGGGCGCCUGGCCUGUGGGGAGAAGUACCGUGUGCUCGCUCGCCGUGUCACUAAUGACGGCAAAGUACAGUACUUGGUGGAAUGGGAGGGCGUCACUGCCUCCUGAGCUUCACAUGGGUCUAAUGUACUUCAUUUCUUGACAAUAAAUACAUAACCUGUAAUGAGAGAAGAGCAGUGAUAGUGCCCAAAUGUAUAUGGUUGACUGAUAUAGUUGAAGGUCCUCAGGACUAUAAUGAAGAAAUGGGACUUUGUAGAGUUUUGUGUAUGUGACCUGUCUCUGUGGAAAUUGAAACAGACUGCCUUCAAGUGGACUGGAUUUACACAUUGAAGGUGGCUGUAGUUUCAGGUUGAAGACAUGAUCAAUUCACUACUAUGUGAAAAUAACCCAAGUCCUUGCUUUUUGUCUCUGAUGUGGAGGUGCCUUAAGGGAUUGCGAAACAGAUCCUAUAUGCUGCUGGAGACAAGAUUUUUUUUCUCCUUAUUCAGUUAAAUAUUUUCUCCUAGCUCGAAUUGCCAAGAGGAAAGAGCGCUAUUGUCAAUAGGACACUUUUAUUUACAUUUCAACUGAUUGCACAGAAGCUCAUGUACAUCCAGUAUUGUGUCAUCUCAGUUUAAACAGCCUAGCUUGUGAAUUUGAUUAUAAAAUGAGAUUAUGAUGUUAAAAAACAAUGGAAAAUGGUUAAUUAUUCUCCUGCCACAAAACAUCAAAUUAAAUAAAUGAGUAGCAUUAAUAUUUACAUAAGAUCUUGGUAUUUUUGGAGACAUUCCACAUUUCCAGAAGGCUA
This is a messenger RNA of Sinocyclocheilus anshuiensis, 2630 nucleotides long. Its product is annotated as metal-response element-binding transcription factor 2-like. Gene Ontology annotation, biological process: negative regulation of gene expression, epigenetic. The transcript is spliced from 15 exons. NCBI's taxonomy places the organism in Eukaryota, Metazoa, Chordata, Actinopteri, Cypriniformes, Cyprinidae. The record is from RefSeq and is a predicted model, not a curated record. The coding region runs from base 254 to 1951 and encodes 565 amino acids. Gene Ontology annotation, molecular function: chromatin binding; DNA binding. Gene Ontology annotation, cellular component: nucleus.